Molecule: messenger RNA, 5295 nt
Organism: Neoarius graeffei (lesser salmon catfish)
Lineage: Eukaryota; Metazoa; Chordata; Actinopteri; Siluriformes; Ariidae
Gene: clcn2a
Product: chloride channel, voltage-sensitive 2a
Exons: 24
Coding region: 529-3306 (925 amino acids)
Biological process (GO): transmembrane transport; chloride transport
Cellular component (GO): membrane
Molecular function (GO): voltage-gated chloride channel activity
Source: RefSeq, a predicted model, not a curated record
UCACACACACUCUCACGAACACACACUCUCAGACACACACACACUCUCAGACACACACACACUCUCACGGACACACACUCACACACACACACGGACACACACACACUCUCACACACACACACACAGUGUGCCGGUGUUUCACCCGUCAGCAGAGUCGGUGUCGGUGCAGAGUGUCGGUGUCGGUGCAGAGUGUCGGUGUCGGUGCACGCGAUGGCGGACGCGCCGCCGAUUGUUUGUUAGUUUGUUUAUUUAUUGAUUGUUGUCGUGACGCACGCGCUCUGAAUCCUGAUCCUCACCAUCAGAAAACCAGAGAAGAUCCGAAGUUGGACGUCGUGACGCUUUUUGUGCGCGCGCGCGCGCGUGUGUGUGUGUGUGUGUGUUUUCCCUGAUGAUGCUGUAGAAGGAUGUCGGAUUGUGGAAAAUGGAGCUGCGCAGGUGACAACCGGAGCUUUUAAAGAAGAAGAAAAAAGAUAAGAAAGAAGAUAAAAGAAGAAUAAAAUCCGCAGAGAGAGAGAGAGAGAGAGAGAGAUGUAUGGCCGAUACACUCAGGAGCUCGGCACCUGCGCCAAAGAGGAAGUGACUCGCUUUCGGGCUGCCGGGAUUCGAAACCAAACUCCGGAUCAGCUGGAAUACGAAAAGGAUCCGUGUGUCAAGUGCCAGCUGUGCACAUCGCGGUGUCAGAAGUUCCUGAUUUCCCGUGUAGGUGAGGACUGGAUUUUCCUCAUCCUCCUGGGGCUGGUGAUGGCAAUGGUCAGCUGGGUGAUGGACUACACCAUCGCCUUCUGUCAGCAAGCACAGAAGUGGAUGUACGGAGGACUGGACAGUAACCUGCUUCUGCAGUACCUGGCCUGGGUUGCAUAUCCUGUGGUCCUCAUUACCUUCUCGGCAGGGUUUACGCAAAUUCUUGCACCUCAAGCAGUGGGGUCUGGGAUUCCAGAGAUGAAGACGAUCCUUCGUGGUGUGGUGCUGAAAGAAUACCUGACUUUUAAAACCUUUGUGGCAAAAGUUAUUGGUUUGACUUGUGCCCUUGGUAGCGGUAUGCCACUGGGCAAAGAGGGUCCGUUUGUCCACGUUGCAAGUCUGUGUGCGGCCCUCCUGAGCAAAUUCAUGGCCCUGUUUGGAGGAAUCUACAUGGUGAGAGGCGAAGAACCGUUCGAGGGAACCAAGAAUGAGUUGAGGAACACAGAAAUGCUCUCUGCGGCGUGUGCCGUUGGAGUCGGCUGCUGCUUUGCUGCUCCUAUUGGAGGUGUGCUGUUUAGUAUUGAAGUGACGUCUACGUUUUUUGCUGUGAGAAAUUAUUGGAGAGGAUUUUUCGCAGCAACGUUCAGCGCCUUCAUCUUCAGAGUGCUGGCCGUAUGGAACAAAGAUGAAGAGACGAUCACGGCUCUGUUCAAAACGCGAUUUCGUCUGGAUUUUCCCUUCGAUCUCCAGGAACUCCCAGCCUUCGCUGUUCUGGGUAUUGCGAGUGGAUUCGGAGGCGCGCUGUACGUUUACCUGAACAGGCUGAUCGUCGAGUCGAUGAGGAAACAGAAAACCAUCAAUAAGUUUUUGCUAAAAAAGCGGUUGGUGUAUCCUGCAGUUGUCACUCUUCUCAUAUCGACUCUCACUUUCCCUCCAGGAUUUGGCCAGUUCAUGGCCGGAGAGCUCACGCAGCACGAGUCGUUAGUGGCGCUGUUCGACAACCAGACGUGGUACAAGCAGGGCAUGUCCGAGGAGUUUGAGUUCUCGAGUCAGCCUCAGGCCUGGAAACACCCGCAGGUCAGCGUCUUCAUCACCCUCCUCCUCUUCAUCAUCAUGAAGUUCUGGAUGUCAGCCGUUGCGACGACGAUGCCAGUCCCGUGCGGCGCCUUCAUGCCUGUUUUCCUCAUAGGUGCUGCUUUUGGUCGUUUGGUGGGUGAAAGCAUGGCAGCCAUGUUCCCUGAAGGCAUUCACAGCGACAGCACCGUAUAUCCCAUAGUUCCCGGCGGCUACGCUGUUGUAGGUGCUGCAGCACUUUCCGGAGCUGUCACACACACCGUGUCCACAGCAGUGAUCGUGUUCGAGUUGACUGGUCAGAUCUCACACAUCCUGCCCGUGAUGAUCGCCGUGAUUCUGGCCAACGCUGUGGCUCAGAGCCUCCAGCCAUCGCUGUACGACUCCAUCAUCAGGAUCCAGAAACUUCCGUACCUCCCGGAACUGGGCUGGGGCCAGGAGAAGUAUAACAUCCGAGUGGAGGACAUCAUGGUGCGAGACGUACGUUACAUCACGCUGUCCUCGACGUACCGGGACGUGCAGGAGGCCCUGGUGACCGGGCAGCUGAAAACUCUCGCUCUCGUGGAGUCGAAAGAGUCAAUGAUCCUGCUCGGCUCUAUCGAGCGUUCUCAGCUCCAGUUUUUGCUCUCGGAGCAGCUCGGUCGCGGCCGACGGUUGGAGUACUUGAGAGAACGAGCGCAGGACAACGGCGCCCACGUCCCCUCGUCGCUUUCGCAGAAUUCUUCACCGAAACCUGGUCGCGGCGUUCGCUUCCUGAUUUCCACAGAGGAAUCCUCAUUCAGUCCGACGCUCACCAACUCCCAGAUUCCCCUCAAGUCUGCGCUGAAGACCGUGUCGUCCAUCAGCAACACCGACACCCUGAACAGUUCUCCAAGUCCAUCCUGUGGAGAACCGGUGAAGGAGCAGGUGGAGGAAGCCCCCAAUGUUGAGGAUGACAUGUCCACAACAGAGAUAGCUGAGUGGGAGGAGCAACAGCUGGAAGAAGCCGUCUGUUUUAACAACUGCAAGAUAGACCCCGCCCCCUUCCAGCUCGUCGAACGCACGUCUUUACACAAAACGCACACCAUUUUCUCGCUGCUCGGUCUGGAUCACGCUUACGUCACGAGCACCGGGAGACUCGUCGGAGUCGUCUCGUUAAAAGAGCUACGCAAAGCCAUCGAGGGCUCCGUAACAGUCACAGGCGUGAAGGUCCGCCCCCCUCUGGCCAGUUUCCGUGACAGCGGCACCAGCAGCAGCGUUUCUGAGGUAACCGAGCUCCACAAGCUCUGGAGUCGCCACAAGAGCCUGUCAUUGCCGCGGGAACCCAAAACAGCUGCUGAGCUCUGCGAUGAGCUGGAGCAUGCGUCUGAGAGCAGCAUGCUGAACGAGACAGACUGCACUGAGGUCCUACACAGCGAGGACCAAACAGAAGCCUCCGUGGAGGAGGAGACCCAGUCAGAGCUCGAGAACUUUUCAGAAAACUUCUCUGAACCGACCGAAGAAAACAGCUCGGGACAAAACGAGGAACUAAAGUGCGAGAUUAAUCCGGAAAACACGGAGGACCAGCCAGAAUGACAGCUGCUGUUGUUCGUUAAUGUGCACUAACGAGUCAAAUGUACUGGGACGUCCAUGCACACGACCCUGCCUUCACACUCACAAGCGACAAAAUGGAAAGAUAUCGCCACUUCAUGUUACAAUAAUUAGAAUCUAAAUAAUUAGCAUUGCUGAAUUCCAGUCUAAACCUGUAGGUAGGUGGUGUCACACUGGAUUCUUUUCCAGUGCCAAUAAUGCUAAGAAAUUGGCCAGAAUGCCAGCAGGUACUAUUGUUACUGUUACUAAUAAAAGUGACUGAAAAUUAAUAACUAACUGAUUUUGGACUGGAAAAGCAGAUGGUUAAUAUUUCAUAUGGAUAAAUAGCUGUGUGGUGGAACACUCACCAAUCUGGGAGUUUAAAGGCUAACAUGAAGAAAUGCUAAUGAUAACAGGCGCUCACAGCUGUUAAUGUAACAUCAUGUAAUAUUAACAAUAUUCAAAUAAGUUAAACAUAAAUUUAAAAAAAACCCACAGUAAUAUAACCUAAAACCACAUGGGCGUGACCUGAGCAUCUUGUCGCUUUCCAGUGUGAAUGCUGGGUGAAUUCAGGGUCGAGGAUGAAAGUAUAAACAGCAAGGCACACUCAGUACACCGAGCCCGCUCGCGUCCAAGUGAGAACCGAAUGUAUAGAUGCUGUUGCAUAAAUGAUAUUUAAUAGGCAUGUGCCGAUGUUAUCAGAUAUCAUCACAACAUCAUAAUGGAGACACAGCUGAUAACCAGAAUGAUGGGCUUGCUACCUUUCAGCUGUCCUUGGGCUGUUCUCCAAUUGGACAUGCUUUAUUUCAAGAGCACAAACGCUGGCCCAAAAAAAAAAAAAGCAGCCUUAUCCAGGCCGGGUGCCAAUAUUUUUAAGCAGCUACGAUGACAAAUAUUACAAUAGGCCGUACAACUGAUUAUCGGAGCAUGGCUAUGUGUAUGCAUCAGAAUGAAUAUCAGAUUAUGAAAAGAGCUGUGUGUGUGUGUGUGGGUAACUGAAGUGUGUGACUCAGCUGCACACCGAACCCACGUCCCCCAUCUGGAGCUGACACUUUUCAUCUGUCUCGGAGAGCUAAGCUACAAUUUGUCUCUAAAUUUAGCCACUUAAUCGGUGCAGUGACGAUCAGAGAGGAGAAAAGAUGCAACGAAACAGACGGAGAGAUAAAGAACGGCGUGAAGAGGAAGAGGAGAGAUGGAACAAAAGAGAAACAACAAGCGAGCAAGGUGAAAGGACAGAAAUUUUUCAGCACGUUGUAAUUAGCGUGUGGUCAACGGAACACACACUAGCAGAGAGUGGGCGUAAAUCAGGCAGUUUAAUGAAACAUGAUUAACACACACACACACGAAUGAUGUUACAAAGGACCUUUCGCAUGCACUGCAUGUAUUUCCACAGGAACCGGCCCAGACAGGAACCAACAGAUCUCGGGAACAGAGUUCUAGAUCAUUUCUCACCAUUACCAUAGCACCUGGGUCAUCAUUGCAACACAACUUCACUAUCAACAUUUAAGUCACUUGUAGUAGACGCACUCAGAGUCACAUUGUUCCUUCGUCUGAUUGGAACAGCUCUUUGGUUCGCCAGCUCAUAUCGGCAGAAAAAAUGUGGGUAAAAAUAUAAAUUAUUUUAUUUAAUCUGUGAUUGUUCAACUACAUAAUUACCACAAAUCCUUUCAAUUAAAACCUGGUGAGGUUAACAAGCUAGUGACACUCUUCUGUGGUUUUUAGCAACACACAAAAACUUAUGAUUAAAGAACAAAAAAAAUGUUAAGGUUAGCUCACAAACAAUAACCUCUCAUUGUAACUUAGGUGAACUAGCAACGUCCCCCGUAGUACCGUAGUAAUUAACGACGACUGCUCGUCAACAAAAAUACAAUUAAUGAAAACGUUAUCUUUGUGCUACAGUUUCAAAGUUGUUCCAUUUUUCAGCAGGUUUGCUAUGUUAGCUAGCUAAAUUUUCCUAGCUAACAGGAAGUUAAUUUAUUGUUAACAAAAUUACAA